AUGAACUUGUUCAAGAUCUUGGACGGCACCCCCGAGCCGCCGAUCAUCGACCUCCACCUCCCCUCGGUCAACGACGGCGGCGACUACUGUCUUGCGACGCCGAUGUACGACUUCCAAAAAGAGCUCACCGACCAGAUCGUCUCGUUGCACUAUCCCGACAUCUUGAAAUACUGUGAGCUUCAGGACGCGAGAGAUAUCAUCGUCAAACUGCUUGAAAUCUGUAUCCUGAAUUGCAUGGCGGUGCUGACCCACCCCUACCUCUUAAUCGACCACUACAUGCCCAAGAACUUGUACGUGCGAGACAUGCCGGCCAAGCUCGCCGAGACCAGUGGCAAGUUUAAUGUUUUAAAGGACUUGGUCAACGUGAUGAUUGAGUGCAAUCCCAGUGGCCAGCAACCGCAAAAGAAGCAUAUUGGUGUCGUGAUGAAUAACCACCAGCGCCAGUUCGACUUGGUCGAAGCAUUGCUUGUCGGUGGAUGUGUGGCGAAGAAGAAUGUUAAGAGAUACCUGGGGAACCCAAACAAGAACAAUAAAACGCUAGCUCUGGCGCUGACGACGAUCCAUUUGAUACCGGGCGACGGGCAAGUCACGAGAGACGCCGAGAGCUUGAGCCAGGUGAAGUUCGAUGUGCUCAUUGUGUUUGAUGGCCACGUCGACACCUCUAACGACUACUUCACCCAGCUUCGGCGGCAGAAUCGCAGAGGGGAAGCGGUGAUUAUCCGGUUAGUGCCCAUGCGCACCAUCGAACACGUCCAGCGCUUUUACCGAGACCACGACCCCACCGAUACCAAGGAUAAGUUGUACCGCCUUAUACUGUCGAUCGUGUGCUUGCGGGACCACGUCGGUACCCUCCCACCGGAUACCGUCCCCAUCUAUAACCAGCGGCUCACCUACCUCUCCAAGCCGUUCUUCGACGACGUGUUCCGUUCGCAGGCUCGGCUUACCAGUUUCCCACCGUGGCCACUUCCCGAACUACCGCCGAUCCCCAAAUUCUCGUGUUCUGACGUCGAACGGUCGCUUCUCACCGAAGUCCAUUUCCAUUAUACUCCUUACGAUAAUGCUAAUGGCGACGAUGCUGAGGAAGUGGUCCACGAAAAGGUUCCCACAUACUACGAAACUAAGCGGUUACAACUGGAUUACGUCACCAACCCGCUCAAAAAUGACUACGAUAAAUUGAUCGGUAUUCACCUGAACCUACUCGUGGGAGGCCACGGCACCGAUAAUACCAAGUUCACUCCCAAUUUGCUUACUCACAAGCUCAUUCUCCAGCUCAACAACGCCAUUAACGACUACCAUGCCGUGACGGAUCUGGUAAAAAUCUACGAACACUACGCCAGCGACGAGCACCAACUGCGCAACGGACGCCGCCAGCGAGAGUUGGACCUGACCCUUGCCUCGAUCAAUGUUGACAUUGACCACGCUGAGAAACGCAUUGAUGUUGCCACCAAGAAGCUUGCCAGUCGUCAGGAUGAGAUUGAACAGUUCAAGCGCGAUAUCGCAGUGAGCAAACAAGCAGUGGAGACGUUUUUGGAGACAGAGCUUAAUAAGCCAAAGACUGAGCCCCUGAAACUCCAGGUUAUCAAAGUGGAGCCAACCGAGAAGACUAACAAUGUGGAACACAAUGAAAAGGUUGUGGCGCCUAUGGUCGAAGAAGAAGAUGUUGAAAUGACUGAAGUGGUCAAGGAGGAAGUGGUUAACGACAAUGGCGAUCAGCUGAUAUCCAACGGUACUGCUACGACCACUGAACCACUGGAUACUAAACCUAACGAUGCCGCCAAGUCACUGGAGGACUCUAAUAAUAAUGCUGACUCCAUGGAUGUUGACAAACCAGAGGAGCCCAGCAAACUGAUACCGAAUGAGUCAGACAAAACAAAGGAGUCACCGCUGGAGAAAUCUGACGAGCCUGAGGAGUCAAAAUCAGAAGAGACCAAACCUGAGGAGGCUAAACCUGAGGAGGCUAAACCUGAAGAGUCUAAACCUGAGGAGACUAAAUCUGAAGAGACUACAUCUGAGGGGGCUAAACUAGAAGAUGCUAAACCAGAAGAGUCCAAGCCUGAGGAGGCUAAAUCAGAAGAUACUACGCCAAAGGUUGACAAACCAGAAGAGCUUGCGACCAAGCCUGACUCAUCGGUGGUACACAAGGAUGAAUCGGAAUCAGCCAAACUUGACGAACAACCUCAAGAAAAGGCUGCUGAAACUGCUGUCAAAGACGAGGCAUCUGAAGACAAGAUUGAUGUGGAUCAAGAGCCUAAAACCACCGUGGUAUUAAGUGAAGGGCAACCAGUGGCCACCAUCGUCACCGACGACAAGGCAGCAGAUCUGAUAUCCAACGGUACCUCCGAGUCCACUUUCACUCAGUUCUACCAUAACCAAUUGAAGAUCUGGGAGCUUCAGGCGAAGAUCAAGGAGACGAUCGACAAGAUCACGGCACGGAGUGAGGAGAAGUCUUAUAUUGCCAAGGAAGUGGAAAACUGUCAAAAGCUGAUGGUAGACUCCGAGGCCGAGAUUGCCACUGUCAAGGAACUGAUCGCUGUGGAGGAGCAGAAGCUUGCACAGGUGCGGGAGAAAGAGGCCGAAUCUCGCAAACGAUUCCACGCUGAGAUGGAGGAGAUGGAGUCGACAAUCAAAAAGGAAAAGACACUAAACGAUGAAAUGCGCUUGCACUUGGCUGAGUCGUUGCAGUACCUCCGGAGCACUCCCUACAUGAAGAAACGGAAGGGUCGCACGCCAAACAAGUGA
This is a messenger RNA of Diutina rugosa, 2739 nucleotides long. RefSeq lists its product as uncharacterized. Gene Ontology annotation, cellular component: nucleus; HDA1 complex. The record is from RefSeq and is a predicted model, not a curated record. Bases 1 to 2739 code for a protein of 912 amino acids. Lineage: Eukaryota; Fungi; Ascomycota; Pichiomycetes; Serinales; Debaryomycetaceae. The transcript has a single exon.